Molecule: messenger RNA, 5329 nt
Organism: Ceutorhynchus assimilis (cabbage seed weevil)
Lineage: Eukaryota; Metazoa; Arthropoda; Insecta; Coleoptera; Curculionidae
Source: the annotation of a GenBank genome assembly
AAACACACCAAUAUAUUGCCCAUAUUUAGUUGAUACCUGUUCCUUUGUGCUUUGAUUGCUAAUUUUUAGCAAAUGAGUACAGGAGCAAAAAUGAAGGUAAGGUAAGGUAAAACAAUAAAAACAAUAUUAAUAUUUGUCUGCAAGAGCAUAGGUCUCGAUAUAUUACCUAAGAUAUUUAAACUUGUUCCAGAUGCCAUGAAACUACUGUGUUCCUGGGUGCAAAUCGAACUAUUAGGAGUUCCUUAAAAACUGAAGAAAUGCAAACAUUUUUAUUUCCAAAAAAAUUCUGAAGUGCAAAAAAUGUCGAUGAAAGGAAUACACCAAGAUAAUUAUACCCGAGAUUAUACAAUAACGAAAAAUUCUGUGGUGUGUUGUAAGCAUUUUGAAGAAACCGAAAUAAUUAGAUUUGAAACAAACAAGGAUAAAGGCGUAGUUCGAGAGUUCAAACUAAAACGUCCAACUCUUAAAAGUAGGUACCAGGUACCUCUUAUUUUCGAAAAUCAGCUCAAGUAUUUGAAUGGACUUGCCUUCCGAAAAAGUCCCGAAGAAAGAAAAAGUUAGAUUUUCAAAAGACAUACUGAAACAUAACACUUUAGACUCUAGAAAUAUAUUCAUUUAAAUCAAUUAUUUACUGUUCUUAUUUACACAAAUAGUUAAAUUAUUCAUUGAAUUACUGUUUUUGGCCCCUUAGUACAAUAAAUUAUGCAUUUUUUGUGAUUCAUAUUAAUAAAAUAAAAAAUAUAUAUUUAUACAAACAAACACCACCAGCACCACUUGGCGGUAAGAUUGCGGUGUUGCCUUUUUAACUUCAUGGCUUGUUAAAUGUACAGUGACUGUUAAAUGUAGGAGGCUGUGACACAAGCCAAACAUAAUCUGAUUUAGUGUUAUUUUCAAGGCCGUCGUGGCUAAAGUAACGGAGGUGUUACUCUAAUUAUUUUCAUGAAGUAACGUCAAUAUAGCAAUAUGUAGAUAGGAUUACUUUCUUUAGCAAUUUAAAGUAAAGGUGAUAUUCGUGGUUCUUGGCAUUUGCGUUUUAGAGUAAAAAUGGAAAUAAAUAAAAAAUAACCUGACUUGACUUUGAAGAAUAGAAUAGAAUACUUAUAAAACAGGCACAAUUAUAGGUAGGAAAAUAGUAAUUUCGCCUUCCUAUGGAGGAAAGUAAAUUAUUUUCCUUCCUAGGCAGAAGUUUUUUCGCUGUAGAUUAUCAUAGUUUUAGCUCCAAAUUAAGAAAUUACCUAUCUUCAUUUGCUGAAAAAAAAUGCUUGAAGUUGAUGGCCCUUAUUUUAUACCGCUAAUGAUUAAAAAUGGAAAACUGAAUUUUCACUUUGCACACUCAUAAAAAGGUAAACAAUCGAAUUUCACCUGCAGGAGAGAACUAUACCUACACUCCCGUUCCUUUGUAAGGGCAUGUGAGGAAUAGGAAUAUGGAGACACCGUUUUUCUCACAAAAGAUUUGUAUUAUCAAUAUGUUGAUUCAAAUUUUUGGUUUAUAAAAAAUAAAAUUUUAUUAUGUUGUUGAAUAUCACCUUAACUUAGUUUAAAUUGCUAAAGAAAGUACCUACCUUUCUUUUCUAUAGAUUGCUACUAUAUUGACGUUACUUCAAGAAAAUAAUUAUAGAGUAAACACUUCUCAGCAUUUAAAGAUCGAGGGGAUCGCAUAAACGAGUCACCAAAAAAACAACAAAGUAUGUGGAUUAUAUGCCUCAAGAGGGGAAAUUUGACUGAAACGUUGUUGAAAAUGCUCGAAUUUGGUCGAAACAUUUUGUUAAUGGUAGUCCAGCAGAAUUUGAGAAUACAAACAAUCCGGAUUGGGUCCCCAGUACAAAUUUAGGAUAUAUCUACUACGAAAAUUGAUAAAAGCCCAGAAUGAACAAGCCAGUAAGCUACAUGCCAGAUCUGUGCACCGAUCAGAACAGUCAAAACCUUUGAGGAGUCAUUCUUCCACAAAUUUAUUUUGCUAAAGUUUAUUUGUAAGGUUGUUAGUAUCAAACUUUUUUAUUUUUUAAACAAUUUAGAUUUUUAAGCAUUAUUUUUGUUAAGAUUGUUUGUUUACUAUUGUUGAAUUGAAAUGUAAAGUGGCAUGUCUGUAAAUAAAGAUUCAUUCAUUCACAAAAACUAAAAACAACUUAAAAUUUAUUGAACAAAUCAAAAAACGCAAAAAUUCCGAAGCACAAACUCAAAAAACACUGUAAACAAUAUGAUCUAUAGGCUUUGACUGCCCCUCAGCUAAUAUGGCGGACCUUGUCAAAGUCACGUGACCUGAAUGCAUUCUUCCGGCAAAAGCAAAUCAACAAUCAAUCACAACCAAACUUUUGUUUAAGAAGAUUGCGAUUUUGAAUUUGAUACUCUUCCUUGAAGGAAACAGAAAUUGAAAAUAAUAUUUAAAAAAAUACACUGGAUCGGCCGUUACAGAACACAAGUCUCCAUAAAUCUUGCCCAUAUUCAGUGUGGUGAUGUUCGUUUUCUUGUGGUACUCUUGUGCAUCUUCAACUUUUUUCUAAAUACCUACAUAAUAGGAUCCAAAGUUAUUUUAUUCUAUCAAUAUAUUUAUUAUUUGCCCACGCAAAGAGCCUCGGGUAAGCUUGUAAAAAGUUUUAUCCUCAGCAAACGUCAAUAAUUUAUUUAAAAAAUUAAAGCCAAACAGGAUCAGAUACGUCUGCAGCGUUCAGAAUUUAAUAUAUCUGAAAAACAGUUCUCCUCUCGGUUCUCCUAGUCUGAGAGUCUAAAUAUGUCUUUCCAUAAGAGUUCGGUCAAUAAUAAUUAUCGACAAAGACACAGUUACAGACUCGCAUAAAUAAAUUUGAACUUGCAUACAUAGCGUAUAUAGCGAAACCAACUAUGCCUAUUAAAAGUGACACUUUCCCUUAGGGGUAUAAGUAUGUAAGUAUAAUGUGACUGUCAAUCCUUGCGAGUUGAGUCCAUGCAAAUGACAAAUCCUUACGAGUUUAACAGAAUUGAAAAAUAUGAUUGCAAAUUAUGAAGCACAUCAGGCAAAUAUGUUAUUAGGAAAAAACAUUGAGGGAAAAGUAACCAGAGUAAACAAAAUUUUGUUAUAUUUUGAAGUGGACAAAUUUAGAAUCUAUAUCCAAUUUUCUAAGGCCUCUGCUUUUUUGCCUUGUCUCCAGGAUAAAGUUGAAAUUAUUAAUACAAAAACCUUCGAUCCAUCUACAUUUACUGCUGUUAUAGGCCCAGAAACUAAUAUUAAUUUUCCGAUAAAUUCCUCCUUACACUAUGCAAAUACAUUCUUAGAAUUUAUAGAAGAAAAAAAUAUUAUUCUAAAUGAAGAGAAAUUGAUAGAAAUAAAUAAAGAUAUUGUAAGAAAACUAGAAACAUUUUUAACAGAUGAUUUGUUACUGUUAUGUAUUAAAUCAAUGUUUGGAUAUAAUUCGAGAAGAACUAGCUCUGAGGGUAACAAGAAUUUUAGACUUAUAGCCAAAACUCCAAAGGAUUUGAAAUAUGUGAAUUCCACCUCAGAACUGUAUUCAUUCUUUAAAAUAAAUGAUGUGCACUCAUUCAAUGUUUAUCCGCAUGGAAUAAAUAAUACGCUGGAAGAUGGACCAAGAGAAUAUUUAUUCGGAAUCUUAUAUGUUUCUGAAAUGUAUGGAUAUUUUGAAAUGAAGGAUGAUACUUCAAAAAUAUUUGUGAAAUUUAUGGUUUUUCAUCAAAAUGUUUAUAAAUUUCACAAUUCCCUUGUUAUGAUAACAAAAUACUGUGUAUUCACUGAAAUCUUCCAAACAGUGGACCAACAGUCAUUGCAAUAUUUGUUGGUAAAUGAGGAGGAUGUUAUUAUUGUGAACCAUGAUUUUCAAGAAAAUAGAGAAAAACUAUUCUAUAAUUGUGAUGAACUGCUGCCAACCAAAGAGUUUAAAAACUCCUAUUUUUUAGAAAUAAUAAAAAUAUCUGAGGUUAUUUAUGGUUACAAUAAAAAUCCCGAAUGUUGGAUGGAAAUUGUUAUAAGUCCUGAAAAAUCAUUUAGGUGCUCUGAAAGGAUUAAUGGCGUUUUAUCAGGAACAACGCUCACACUAGUACCAAUUCUGAAAGAACACCAAACAUAUAAGAUGUAUACCAAUCAAUCAUUAACCUAUGGCAAUGUUGAUAUGUAUCGCGAGCUUCAUAGAAUGAAUAAUUCUAAAAAAUUGCUGCUGUUCAACCAUGAUUCGGUAUUUCAACAAAUCAAAGCAUCACAUUUAAUAGAAGUUGAUAAACCAUUGGAAGCUUUUAAUGAAAUAAAAUCGAAGAUUGCCAAUAGUGAUGAAUAUAAAACAUUUUCCUUUAUUCUAAAACUCACAAUGCAAGAGUUCCAAGCCAAAAAAUUUCCUUCCUGGUUCCCAAAAAGACAUAAAAAUAGCAAAUACUUUGGAGAUUUAGAAAAUCACCAACAAGUAUUAUUGUUUUAUGACAAAACAUCAAGAUCCUACAUCAAGUUAUAUUUGAGCAAUAGAGAAAACCAUAUUUGUCCGUUAGGAUUAAUUGAUAAUAUGACAAUAAAAGUUAACCAUGUCCAAGUUAACAAAAAGAAAUAUUUGAAAACCACCGUUUUCACGAGAUUUGAUAUUGUUGGUUAUGACCCAGAACUUUUCUUCAAUUGUGCCAACUUGUCGUUCAGAGAUAAAAGUGUUUGGGACUGGCGAUUUCGAACACCUCCCAUGAAUCUUGGUUUAUAUUAUUUUGUACCUGUUAAUUGCAUAGUACAUGGUAAAAUUAUAUUUCUCUCAGUUUUUGAUGUUCGUGUACGUAUCAUUUGUGUCCUGUGCAGAAACCUAAUUUAUAAUCAAAAAUGUACUCGUUGUAAUGUCAAGGAGUAUGAUAUCGACUUGCAUAUGGUCAUUGCUGUAGAAGAUGAGUUUAAUGAACAAUUUACCAUUGAAAUUAAUUGUAUAUAUUUCCUUAUGCAACUUAUUGGAAUAAAACGAGAAGGAAAAUAUUUAUUUCUAGAAGAAUUGUGCAAAUAUGGACCGCUAAAUUUGGAAUUUUCAAAAAUGCCUCAAGAUUUUUGUGUUGAUGACCCGGAGUCCAAUCUUUUUGUACAAAAAAUGGUGACAAUGAUUCGUACCGUAAUCAAUUUCAAGUGUUUCACGAUGAUCGAUGUGGUAUGCAUCAAACAAAAUUGUUUUAAUAAACUCAAGCCAUGGAGGCUUCUUGAUUAUCAGUUUUGUUGUUGAUAUUGGAUUUUGGAUCAUGCAAAAAAAACUUUGUGUAAAAUACAACUACUAAGGUGUCUGGCUAGUUUGAAAGUAAAUCGUUCUUGAUGAAAGCUUAUAUAGUAAUGUGGGUUUUAUCAAUUUUUUUUAAUAAAUUUAGAAAAUACACAAUAGUUGUUUCAAUUUUU